This is a messenger RNA of Gymnodraco acuticeps, 3673 nucleotides long. RefSeq names its product WD repeat domain 20b (gene wdr20b). The record is from RefSeq and is a predicted model, not a curated record. The transcript has 4 exons. Gene Ontology annotation, molecular function: protein binding. Lineage: Eukaryota; Metazoa; Chordata; Actinopteri; Perciformes; Bathydraconidae. Bases 49 to 1992 code for a protein of 647 amino acids.
UGUCGCUAACAUCCGGGGCUCGGACAAGGAUGAACGCCAAUUUCCAAGAUGGCGGCGGAGGGAGGAGGGAAGGAGAUGAACGAAAUUAAAACUCAAUUCACCACCCGAGAAGGCGUCUACAAACUCCUCACUCACUCCGAAUACAGCCGCCCGAACAGGGUGCCUUUCAACUCGCAGGGCUCCAAUCCCGUCAAGGUCUCCUUCGUCAAUGUAAACGACCAGUCCGGCAACGGCGACAGGAUCUGUUUCAAUGUGGGCCGGGAACUCUACUUUUAUAUCUACAAAGGCGUGAGAAAGGCUGCCGAUCUUAGUAAACCCAUAGACAAGAGGAUAUACAAAGGAACGCAGCCCACAUGUCACGACUUCAACCCCAUCACAGCCACAGCGGAGAGCGUCUCCCUGCUGGUGGGCUUCUCUGCCGGCCAGGUGCAGCUCAUCGACCCCAUAAAGAAGGAAACCAGCAAACUCUUCAAUGAGGAGAGACUUAUAGACAAGUCCAGAGUAACGUGUGUGCGAUGGGUUCCUGGUUCGGAGAGCUUGUUCCUGGUGGCCCACUCCAGCGGCAGCAUGUAUUUGUACAACGUGGAGAACACCUGCGGUACCACGGCGCCUCACUACCAGCUCCUGAAGCAGGGAGAAAACUAUGCAGUGCAUACCUGCAAGAGCAAGUCGGCUCGCAACCCGCUGCUGCGCUGGACGGUGGGCGAAGGGGCGCUCAACGAGUUUGCCUUCUCCCCUGAUGGCAAGUAUCUGGCGUGUGCGAGCCAGGACGGCUUCCUGCGGGUGUUUGGCUUCGACGCCGCGGAGCUCCACGGGACAAUGAAGAGCUACUUUGGCGGCUUACUGUGUGUGUGCUGGAGCCCAGACGGACGGUAUAUCGUGGCAGGAGGGGAGGACGACCUGGUGACGGUGUGGUCGUUCUCGGACUGCAGAGUGAUCGCUCGGGGGCACGGUCACAAGUCGUGGGUGAGCGUGGUGGCGUUUGACCACUGCACCACCAGCGUGGAGGACGGCGACCCUCCUGCUGAGUUCAGCGGCAGUGACGAGGAGUUCCAUGAGCAGAUUCACUUCGGUGCGGGCAGAGACCGGGCUAACAGCGCUCAUUCUCGGCUUUCUAAGAGAAACUCAACGGACAGUAGGCCUGUAAGCGUCACCUACAGGUUCGGCUCGGUGGGCCAGGACACCCAGCUGUGUCUGUGGGACCUAACAGAGGACAUUCUCUUCCCUCACCUCCCUUUGUCCCGCACUAGGACUCACACUAAUGUUAUGAGUGCCACGAGCCCUCCAGCCACUGGACAAACCACUUCCACAACGACUACUACGCCCACGACUACUACUACUACUACUGUACCUGCCACCACUCCCAGUGGCACCAAUGGUAAAGACACUUCGAGCAAUAGUAGCACCAGCGGAAACCCCAACCCUAACUCCCUCCCCAGCACCCUGCCUCGGUCCAACAGUUUGCCACACUCCUCCAACCCAACAGGGGGCAGCACCCCUAACAGUCACACAGGCAGCAGCAGCAACAGCAGCACCACUACCACCACCACCACCCCCACCCCCACCCCAAAGGGCAACAGCAUCAUCGACAGUGCGUUCAUUGCCACGGGCGUCAGCAAGUUCGCAACGCUGUCGCUACACGACUCACGCAAGGAGCGCCACGAGAAGGACCACAAGCGGAACCACAGCAUGGGUCACAUCAGCAGCAAGAGCAGCGACAAGCUCAACCAACUUAGCUCCACACGGACGGCAAAAGCAGAAGCAGCUAAGACUCUGGGCACCACGCUGUGCCCGCGCAUGGAGGACUUGCCGCUGCUCGAGCCGCUGGUGUGCAAGAAGAUCGCUCACGAGAGACUCACUGUGUUAAUCUUCCUUGAGGACUGUCUGGUAACAGCCUGUCAGGAGGGUUUCGUUUGCACAUGGGCUAGGCCCGGGAAAGUGGGAUUGCUAUCAUCUCAAACAACGCAGCCAACUCCCCCAGUGGAACAGUAGUAUAGCCCCAGUGCUGGCGCUGCUAAUGACAGCUCCAUGCAACAGAGACGGGGAUGACCGUGGCCAAGGCCCUGCAGCGCUUCUUCACACACUGUCACACACCACACGACCUCCAGUGUAACCUUCAUUUUCAUCACGGCAACCCAACCAGAUGCUCUCUAUGUGUUAGUGAUCAUGUUUAGAUAACCGAUGUUGGCCAAGCCAGGGUUAGAAACUCGACGCCCCUCCUUUGUAGUCCGGGCGUAACCAAGGGGGCUACUGGAAGUGAGAUGGCAAGCUUUAAAUCGUCCAGGAGGUUUAUAGGAGGGAUUGACUGGCUCAUUGUUCCAUCUACGGUCAUAUCAAGUCGUGUCUAGUCUGAAAAAAACUCUAGUACCCAAUCCUUUUGUGCCUGUAGAUCUUUAAAGACUAGACAUGCUGUAAGCAUUGUGGUGAUGCCUCAACCUUACCUUUUUAUAUGGGCUUAAUUCGGAAAACGUUCCUAUAUUUUGUUUCUUCAAAUGUCAUCCAUAAAGGGAAUAAGAUGAGGGAAGCGGAGUCUUUCAUUGUUCACUUCCUGAGCGAUCUCUGGUGCAGCCCCAGUCUUGACACCUGUUCAGGAGUGUUUUUACUUCCUUUACAAAUAUUUUAAUCAGUGGUAUCACACUUUAAAGUGUAUUUGCCACAGAUUUUCUUUCUUUUUGUUUUUUUUCCCCCCCAUUUUGAAUUCAUGACUGUGUAAGCAACAUAUUUUGAAGACAGUUUUGAAAGCACUUGGGGGGAGGGAGGGAGGGAGGCUUGUUAUUGCCCUCUGUCUCAACGCUGGAUGCUGCAAUCAUAGUUUUUUAUAUGGAAAAAAAUUGUUUGCACUUAAUAGUUUGUUAGAGGAGAAUGGCUUUACAUUUUUGGAGUGUGUAAGGACUCCUUGAAAAGGUUGAAAUAUAAAUAGAAUUAAAAAAAAAACACCUUUGUAUCUAUUAAACAUUUAUUUUAAUAUUGUUUCAGAUUAAAUGGGCUCUGUAUUAUAUGUAAAUAUUGUACUUCAAUGAUUUAUGGGUGAAAUUAUCAUUAUUACAUUAGGAUCCUCAUUUCAGAAAAUAGUGAUAUUUCUAAUACAGAAGAUCUAUACCUAAUAUUAAAAUGAAUCUUGAAUAUGCAGGUGUUUCUUUUCUGUUGUACAUAUAAAGAGAAUUCAGGUGUAUUUUUAUUAAUGAAAAGUUUGGUAUAGGAGACAUCUAUGGAGUCCUCUUAUCUAACAGGUAGUGCUGAAUGCUAGCUAGCCUGUCGCUGCAGAUUACUUUUACAACAUUAGGCAGGUAGGCGCAGACGCAGCGGUCUAAUUCAGCCAUCACUCCGAGCUCAGGUAAACCACAGGAAGACUAACGCUGGCAUACUUCCCCCUCACUAGUCCCAUCCAUCAACAUGUGUGUGAAUCCACUUUAACUAACAAAUAAGACUGAAAACCAUGUUCUGCGGACAGGGCUGUCGGUCCUGCUUUUGUGAGUAAUAAUUACUGAACUGAUGCUGAACUUGUGAACAAAACAUUUGACACUGUUGAAAACCAACUGACUAACGUGAGCACUUGACGAUGGUGGAAGUGCUUGAGGUGAGCGUGUUUUUUCCCACAUAGGAAGACUGAGGAUAUUAACAAUGGGAGCCUUUUCCUCCAUGUGACACCUAUUAAAACAGCUUUGACAGAUUA